UUCGGGUAUUGCCUCUAAAGUAUUUUUUCGACUCUUGACAGCUAUAAGAUUUUUCAGUAAACUUUGAAAUUUGGGAGUCUUUAAUUUUUAACCCAUCAUCAAGUUUAAUCCCCGUAUUUAUUUACCACCCACAUUUUCUUUUUAGUAUCGCCUGAGGCCUUUCAAAUUUCGCCUCUCAAAUAUUUUUUUCGUCUCUUGGCAGCUAUAAAAUUUUUCAGUAAGCUUUGAUACUUGGGAUUUUUAAUUUGUAAUUUUUCAAUUUUUAACAUAAAUUUGAACAAAACGUUGUUGAGUAUAACCAACAUCGAGUUUAAUCUCCGGCUUUAUUUAUUCACCACACACACAUUUUCUUUUCUAAUUUUGUUUUCAGAUUUAUUUUUUAAUUAGAAUUUAGUGUUUAUAUAGUAUAUGUCAACAAUAAUCAUUCGCCUCCAAAAUUUGCCGCUUAGCGCCAAAGCAGCGGACAUUCGGGAAUUUUUCGGUGAUUUAAAAAUCCCUAAAGGAUCAGUUAAUAUUGUUGGAGGGCAUUUGGGGGAUGCUUUUAUUGGCUUCGCUUCAGACGAAGAUGCGAGACUUGCAAUGUUAUUAGACGGCAGAUUGUUGCAUAAUUCAAAAAUUCGUUUAAUGCUUUCUUCAAAACGAGAAAUGGAACAGGUUAUUUCGAAUGCCCAAGCAUUUGCUGGUAAAGGACCGUCAAUGAAUCAAACAGAAAAUAGUCAAAAUACUUUUUCUCCGCCUGAUCCGUCGCAAAAGGAGUCGACAGUGAAAUUGGAAGCAUUUAAAUCUCUCAUCGACUUUUAA
Messenger RNA from Meloidogyne enterolobii, 801 nucleotides. The record is from the annotation of a GenBank genome assembly. NCBI's taxonomy places the organism in Eukaryota, Metazoa, Nematoda, Chromadorea, Rhabditida, Meloidogynidae.